AGCUGAUAUCAACCAAACGUCGAGUCACAUCUCGCAAGUUGAUACCGUUAUGUAUUCUUAAUUUUGGGUUAGAGUACGACCAUGUUUAGGUCGAUAUUAAGCGCCCAGUUUAAUCUGGAUACGCGCCUUGAUCUCCAUCGAGCAGUAACAGACAGCCAAUGGACUAUUCGCCAUUUGUCGAAGUUCAAAAUUCUUGCAGUACACGCCGGAUGUGUCAAUACUAUACAGUGGAAUCUGUCAGGAGAUUUAAUUCUUUCAGGUUCAGAUGACAGAAAACUAGCUGUGACUCGAUGGAUUGAUGGUCAUGUGAUAAAUGAAGUCAAAAGUCUACACAAAACUAACAUAAUGAGUGCAAAGUUUUUACCACAGUCCGGAGAUAGACAGGCAGUUUCCUGUUCGGGUGAUGGUGUCAUUAUGGUUUCUGAUCUAGAAAAUGGAAACAGCAGCCUGCAAGGUACAUUCAAGUGCCAUCAUGGCCCAGUCUACGAAGUUGUUACUGUAGAAAGUGAACCAAACACUUUCUUAAGUGUCGGAGAAGAUGGAACAGCUAGAUGGUUUGAUUUAAGGGCUUCGAGAAAUUGCACGACAACUCGUUGCAAGGAGAACAUACUGUUCAUCUGUCAAUCGCCAUUGUCGUCAGCCGCCAUUAAUCCCGUCCUACCACACGAAUUUGUAAUUGGAACAUCCGAUAGCCAAGUUUACGUAAUGGACCGUCGGAAACUAAGCACUGGUUCAUUAACUUCACCCACCCAAUCGAUCGUGUCUAGCAUGAAAGUGGCCUCAUUCGCGGGUCAUUCAUAUCGAACUACUUCCGUCCAGUUUAGCCCAGAAGGUGAUCAAGUCUUAGCAAGCUUCUCGGGCGAAGGUGUCUACCUGUUUGACGUCAAGGACCCUGCCUCGUAUUUACCUUUAAGUAUUCCCAAGUGUGAAUUGGAAGAGCAGUUUAGCGGAAAUCCCGACACCAAUUCUCCUUCUCGCCGCCGUGCCCGUCAGGGUCACAGUUUUAAACGCGUUCGUUUGCGUGGUGAUUGGUCAGAUACUGGGCCUUCCGCUGGAAUGAAUAGAACUGCCCCGGAUAUAGGACAGGCCCGCCCGACUGUUCACGAAGGGUUUAUGCAACGUAUGGCAGAUGUUUUGAGAUCCAUGACAAGCCUCAAUUCUCCAAGUGUCACUUCUCCCCCAAGCCCCUUUGAAAAUCCAACAGAGGAGCCUCCUUUUCUGAUUGCAGAAGCUAAUGCUCCUCCCAACACUUCCAGUGUUCGCGGUGAAACGAAUAGCAGAGACGAAAUCGAUUUUGUCACAUACGAGUCUCUUGGUAGAUCUGAGAAUCUUCCAGAGAAUCAGCUAGAAAACAUGGAAAGCAACGCUGAAGACAGUUCUAUCAAUUUUUCGGAAGAAAGAAGUGAAACGUUUCCUCAUUUUAGAAACCGUCAAGAUUCCGAACAAAGUUCAAGUGGUUUUUCUCUUCCAAGGGAACCUGCUGGUUGUGAUGAGAUCAUGGAUGCUCAGGAGGAAGAAGAUACCUCUCCCAAUAGUGAUAUGCUUUACCAACCGAUUGCGAAGAUGAAAUAUGAGGGACAUAGAAAUUCUCGAACCGCCAUCAAUGAAGCUUCAUUUUGGGGGAGGUGCCACGUGAUGUCGGGAUCCGACUGUGGCCAUGUUUUUAUCUGGAAUCGCCAAACCGGUGCAAUUGUCUCAGUUCUGCAAGCAGAUACCCGUGUUGUUAACCGAGUUCGGCCCCAUCCACACGAACCCAUGUUAGCCACAUCUGGUAUUGACUACGACAUCAAACUGUGGGCUCCGUCGUCUGGUCCAGAAAAUAACAUAAAUAUUGAAGAGUUGGUGAUCCGUAACGCGCGUAUGUUGGAAGAGACAAGGGACACGAUAACUAUACCUGCAUCGUAUAUGAUUCGAAUGCUGGCGUCAAUGACUCGUUUUCGACAAGGUACUAAUCGAGCAAAUUCCGAUUGAUCGAGAUCAAAUUUAUCCCAAGUCUUAUUGCACUACAGUAUUUGUCAAAUGAUAAACAGUUUUCCGUGAUGUCAUAGUUGUCCAUUCUCUAGUCUGUAUAAAUUAUUAGGAAUCA
This is a messenger RNA of Daphnia carinata, 2086 nucleotides long. RefSeq names its product DDB1- and CUL4-associated factor 6-like. NCBI's taxonomy places the organism in Eukaryota, Metazoa, Arthropoda, Branchiopoda, Diplostraca, Daphniidae. Gene Ontology annotation, cellular component: cytoplasm; Cul4-RING E3 ubiquitin ligase complex. Gene Ontology annotation, biological process: positive regulation of transcription by RNA polymerase II. Gene Ontology annotation, molecular function: protein binding. The record is from RefSeq and is a predicted model, not a curated record. The coding region runs from base 82 to 1971 and encodes 629 amino acids. The transcript is spliced from 12 exons.